AUGGGGAAGUUCGUAUCCAACAUUCGAGGCUUUGGCCUCAGCUGGCGCUCGUCGAAAUGGUUCAUUCUUGUGACCAUCGGACUGGCUUUGUUCGCAGGCUCUAUAGAGACCUUCCUGUACGGCUUUCUCGUCCCGAUGCUGCCGUACAUGCUAGGAUCGCGACUCAGCGUACCCCACGAGAAGCUGCAAAAACUCAUGUCCAAUGUCCUUGCUGUCCACGGAAUAGUCUCGGUGAUCGCGGGCCCCGUCAUCGGCCACUUUGCGGAUAAAAUCUCGAGUCGCAAAAUUCCCCUUCAGCUUUCGCUGCUCGCGUGUAUCGUGGGCACCGGCAUGGUGGCUGCUGCCACUUCGAUCCCUGUGUUGUUUGCCGGUCGUGUAAUGCAGGGUCUCGCUGGAGCAUCGGUCUGGAUUGUUGGCUGUGCGACCGUGGCGGACAAUACGGAUCGGAGCCACAUGGGAAAGAUUCAAGGCAUCAUGAUGUCUUUCAUCUCGGCUGGUCUGAUCGGGGGGCCACUGGUUUCGGGUCUAGUUCUGGAAUACUUUGGCUACUGGACUGCAUGGGCUUUACCUGUUGCGCUUCUCGGACUGGACCUCCUGGCACGUUUCAUUAUGGUCGAGAAUGGUCCUCAAAUAGGCAAGCGCGACAAAGAACACAUGCCGAGGUCAGAAAUGUGCGACGAUGUCACGGCGCCUCUCUUGGGCUCGACUGAGGAUACCAAAUCCGGCCCCGUAGCUCAAAACUUUUGGCGGGUGAUUUUGACCGACGAGCGCGCUCUCGCUGCGCUGUUUAUCGGCAUCGCGACCAAAACGAUAGCCACCAGUUUCCAUGCUACGCUACCACUGUUUAUUGAAGAAGAGUUCGGCUGGGGAUCUCGGGAGAGUGGUGGCUUAUUUGCCUGUCUGAUCCUGCCAACCCUUGUGUUCAGUCCCAUCGCGGGAUGGUUACGAGACCGACAUGGGGUUAAAACACCUGCAGCCGUGUCUUCUUUUUUCCAAGUCAUCGUCUUUGGACUAUUGGGCCUUGUCGGAACUAAAGCCUUCUCAUGGACGAGUCCGACAAGCGGGGGUGACAUUUUGUACACCGGCUGCGUGCUUGCGAUUGGUGUUGCCCAGCCGUUCAUGAAUGUGGGCAGUGUUGAAUUGUCUAUCGUUGUCAAAUUAUAUCAAGAAGAGUCGCCUGGGAUUUUUGGGUCGGAUGGAGGCAUGUCUCGUGUUGUCUCUCUGAUCGAGGUCGCUGCCUCGCUUGGGACCGUUCUCGGUCCUGUUAUCGGAGGUUUCAUCAAAGAAACCUUUGGAUACAAUUCCAUGUGUUGGAGUUGGAGUGUUCUCAACGGAGUACUUGCCAUUGUCUCGAUCUGUUUCUUGUCGAGGAAACGAGAUCGACAGCAGACAUGA
This is a messenger RNA of Penicillium oxalicum, 1395 nucleotides long. RefSeq lists its product as uncharacterized. The record is from RefSeq and is a predicted model, not a curated record. The coding region runs from base 1 to 1395 and encodes 464 amino acids. NCBI's taxonomy places the organism in Eukaryota, Fungi, Ascomycota, Eurotiomycetes, Eurotiales, Aspergillaceae. Gene Ontology annotation, biological process: transmembrane transport. The transcript is spliced from 4 exons. Gene Ontology annotation, molecular function: transmembrane transporter activity.